CUGGCAGCCAGUCCCCUUACAUCCGCUAUCGGACAAUAACAACACGUCUGCCAGUGAAGAGCUCGGAGCGUGUGCUGUGAGUUAUAUGCCAGUGCUGAAAGAAUGUUUUAGGUGGUUUAAUACUCAAGUGGUCGACGGGCUGCAUACUGAAGUUGGAUCUUUGUUAUUGGAGGCCUGGUUUUAUUGGCAAUAAUGAACUCUGUGUUUUGUUUACUUCAACUAGUCAUUCUAGCAGGCACUGCCUGGGCCUCCACUGAUGAGACACUUUUAGUCAAAAAACUCUUCACUGGCUACAAUAAGGUCGUCCGUCCUGUCAAUCACUUCAAGCAGCCGGUGGUUGUGACUGUGGGCCUUCAGCUCAUCCAGCUCAUCAGUGUGGAUGAGGUCAACCAGAUUGUCAGCAGCAACGUGCGACUGAAGCAGCAAUGGGAAGAUGUAAACUUGAAGUGGAACCCACAGGAUUACGGCGGCAUCAAAAAGAUCAGAGUUCCCUCCACUGACAUUUGGCGGCCUGAUCUGGUUCUCUACAACAAUGCUGAUGGAGACUUUGCCAUCGUCCAUGAGACCAAAGUGCUGCUGGAGCACACAGGAAAGAUCACAUGGAACCCGCCUGCCAUCUUCAAGAGCUACUGUGAAAUCAUUGUGCUGCAUUUCCCCUUUGACCUGCAGAACUGCAGUAUGAAGCUAGGGACCUGGACCUAUGAUGGAAACCUGGUUGUCGUCAAUCCAGACAGUGACCGCCCUGAUCUGAGUAACUUCAUGGAAAGUGGAGAGUGGGAGAUGAAGGAUUUCCGCGGCUGGAAGCACCAGGUGUACUACGCUUGCUGCCCGGAAACCCCUUACCUGGACAUCACCUACCACUUCCUCAUGCUGCGCCUCCCACUGUACUUCAUCGUCAAUGUCAUCAUCCCCUGCAUGCUCUUCUCCUUCCUGACUGGCCUUGUGUUCUAUCUUCCUACAGACUCUGGUGAGAAGAUGACCCUCAGCAUCUCUGUCCUGCUGUCUCUGACUGUGUUCCUGCUGGUCAUUGUGGAGCUGAUCCCUUCUACCUCCAGUGCUGUACCACUCAUUGGGAAGUACAUGCUCUUCACUAUGGUCUUCGUCAUUGCCUCCAUCAUUAUCACUGUCAUCGUCAUCAACACCCACCACCGCUCCCCCAGCACUCACACAAUGCCAGACUGGGUCCGCAAGGUUUUCAUUGAAACCAUUCCCAACAUCAUGUUUUUCUCAACAAUGAAACGCCCAGGAAAGGAAACGCAGGCUAAACCCAGCCUAUAUGGUGCUGAUUUUGACAUCUCAGAGAUCUCAGGCUACCAGGCCUCUUCUGUUCCCUAUCAGUCGCCCAUGAUUAAGAACCCUGAUGUCCGCAGUGCCAUUGAAGGAGUCAAAUACAUCGCAGAAACCAUGAAAUCGGAUGAGGAGUCCAACAAUGCUGCAGAAGAGUGGAAGUUUGUAGCCAUGGUGUUGGAUCACAUCCUGCUCUGUGUGUUCAUGGCAGUGUGUCUGAUUGGCACAUUAGGCGUGUUUGCAGGCCGUCUCAUUGAGUUGAGCACGAUUUGAAGUCCUGUGCAUCAUGUUUUACCGGUCUGACUUUGAACAAUAGCUGUUUGUUGCUCAAUGUUAAAUGGUGUACACAAUAGCUUCAGCAUAUGUCUGCCAAAGCAGUGUUGCUUUUCUUUUUUAAAGUUAUAUAUAUAGGCUGCUUGCAAUUGGAAUAUAUUCUUUGACAUGUUUGUAGUGAACAACUGAAUGAAAAAUAAAACAAGUUGAUCAGGCUGA
Messenger RNA from Eleginops maclovinus (Patagonian blennie), 1779 nucleotides. Its product is annotated as acetylcholine receptor subunit alpha-like. Gene Ontology annotation, biological process: regulation of membrane potential; chemical synaptic transmission; signal transduction. NCBI's taxonomy places the organism in Eukaryota, Metazoa, Chordata, Actinopteri, Perciformes, Eleginopidae. The record is from RefSeq and is a predicted model, not a curated record. Gene Ontology annotation, molecular function: acetylcholine-gated monoatomic cation-selective channel activity; transmembrane signaling receptor activity. The transcript has 9 exons. Bases 193 to 1560 code for a protein of 455 amino acids. Gene Ontology annotation, cellular component: synapse; neuron projection; plasma membrane.